Messenger RNA from Aureobasidium namibiae CBS 147.97, 1086 nucleotides. RefSeq lists its product as uncharacterized. The record is from RefSeq and is a predicted model, not a curated record. The transcript has 2 exons. Lineage: Eukaryota; Fungi; Ascomycota; Dothideomycetes; Dothideales; Saccotheciaceae. The coding region runs from base 1 to 1086 and encodes 361 amino acids.
AUGCACCCCGAUGUCAACGAGUAUGGACUCGAUCCAAUCUCUACAAUCGUGGUCGGCGGCGUAAUGCUCAUCCUAACAGCUAUUGCGCUGUCCCUUAGAGUCUACGUACGAGGCUUUCUCAUCAAAUCGUUCGGCUGGGAUGACAGGCUUCUGUGUUUUGCUUUUUUUCUAUACACCGGAAAUUGUAUCAUCUUGAUACUCAUGGGAGCAACACAAGCCGUUGAUGGCAUUGAGGAGAUCUCUGCAACCCGGAAACUCGCAAAGCUCGCACUCGCUGGCCUGACUGUCUGGAAUGCGACCGAGAUAUUCAUCAAGCUAUCUGCAGCAUUCUUCUUUCUUAGACUGGUUCAGGAGCUUUGGCAGAGACGCACCAUUCUGAUCUCAAUCACCAUCUACGUUACGGUCAUGACUUCAGUCAUCCUACUCACCAUCUUCCAAUGCGGAGUUCCCUCAAACAUCUUCGUACACCGCAAUUGCUUGGACUGGGACUCGGUGAUGGGGCCUAUCAGCUACGUUAGUGGGGCCCUGACAGCACUAACGGACUGGAUUUUCGUCUUGACUACCGUGAGCCUCGUGCUGAAGACGAAGAUGCCACCUAGGGCUAAAACAUCUGUUGUCUUGCUUCUCUCACUGGCCGCCAUGGGCAGUGUAGUCUCGAUUGCACGGAUUCCUUUCAUCCGCGGAGGGAGAUAUCAACUCAGUACGACCUCAAAACUUCCUCGAGUCGUCAUUCUGGCGGCCAUAGAAGCAGGCAUUGGCAUUAUUGCCCUCUCACUAGCUACACUUCGACCUCUGGUCAAGACCUGGAUGGAUGCAUUGAGUAGCAAAGCUUCAUCGUCAUCUGAAGAUGUAGAGCGCCAGAUUGCUGCUGCUGGACAUCGCGGAACCCCAGCUGUAGUGGUCGCCGGUCCUGCUGGCAAUGGAGAAUAUGAAGUCAUCGAUAUUGAAAUGACGAGGCCUAAAGACCGGCGUGCGGAUUCCCAUUGGAACGAUCAGGUGAUUGCGACGAUCUCUAUGCCAUCGGAGAUUUCUGGAAGAUAUGGCGUCCUGGAUAGUGUAUAUUCUGCCGAUAUGCACCAGAGAUGA